Molecule: messenger RNA, 1169 nt
Organism: Terrapene triunguis (Three-toed box turtle)
Lineage: Eukaryota; Metazoa; Chordata; Testudines; Emydidae
Gene: GIPC1
Product: GIPC PDZ domain containing family member 1
Exons: 6
Coding region: 318-1169 (283 amino acids)
Molecular function (GO): protein binding
Source: RefSeq, a predicted model, not a curated record
UCCUCUGCCAUUACACCCUUUGAGGAACGCCCUGUAGCCAGUUUCUCUGCUCUGAAUCAGCCUGCCAGGGUGCGCUCCACCCUCAUUCCAGAACAGAGACGUCGGAGACUCCCGGGCUGGAAGGACUCCCGCCGAGGCUGCCCCUUCCUCCUCCAUGUCCUUGCUUCAGGGGUUAGGGCACUCCUAGCCAGCAGCACCAGGAUCAUCAAUCCUGCUGAGCCCCCCUGGAAUCCUACUUCCCCUGGGAGUGUUCUUGGAGUGGAAGGGUCUCUCCCGUGGGUGACUGAUACUCCCUGCUGUCUGGCCACUCCUCCCUCAUGCCGCUUGGACUAGGCCGCCGGAAGAAGGCCCCUCCGCUGGUGGAGAAUGAGGAGGCUGAGCCCAUUCGUGGCAGCUUGGGUGGGGUGGAGGUGGGCAGUGGCGGCAGUGUGGCAGCCCUGCAGCCCGGCCUGCCACCGCCUCCUGCCAGCCUCCGCCCUCGACUGGUGUUCCACACUCAGCUGGCCCAUGGCAGUCCCACUGGCAGGAUCGAGGGCUUCACCAAUGUCAAGGAGCUGUACAGCAAAAUUGCAGAGGCUUUCAAGAUCCCGCCAGUUGAGGUGAUGUUCUGCACCUUAAACACCCACAAAGUGGACAUGGACAAGCUGUUGGGUGGCCAGAUCGGUCUGGAGGACUUCAUCUUUGCACACACAAAGGGCCAGAGGAAGGAGGUGGAGGUCUUCAAGUCCGAAGAGGCCCUGGGCCUGACCAUCACUGACAAUGGAGCUGGCUACGCAUUCAUUAAGAGGAUCAAGGAAGGGAGCGUCAUAGACCGGAUCCAGGUCAUCAGUGUGGGCGACAUGAUUGAGUCCAUCAACGGGCAGAGCCUCAUCGGCUGCCGGCACUACGAGGUUGCCAAGAUGCUCAAGGAUCUGCCCAAAGGCCGCACCUUCACGCUGAAGCUAACAGAGCCCCGGAAGGCAUUCGUUCGUUCCAUGCUAAUUAGUGACAGCUCCAUGGUGCUGGCCGUGUGUGCGAACGUCAGGAUCCUCUGCUUGUCCGUGGUGGAGAGAGACCAGGGUGCGCUGGACCCUCUGGACCAGGGGCCGCGGGAGGAAAAGCGCCACGCUGUUCCCUCAGAAUGCCGGCAGCUAGAGCGCGGGGAGAGCUCUGCUAGCUGCCAAGCGUAG